Varanus komodoensis (Komodo dragon) is the source of this 3239-nucleotide messenger RNA. RefSeq names its product dual adaptor of phosphotyrosine and 3-phosphoinositides 1 (gene DAPP1). Lineage: Eukaryota; Metazoa; Chordata; Lepidosauria; Squamata; Varanidae. The record is from RefSeq and is a predicted model, not a curated record. The transcript is spliced from 7 exons. Bases 327 to 833 code for a protein of 168 amino acids.
AGGAACACAAUGAACAGGGAAACAUAUCAUCAAAUUAGGCUUCCUGAGUGUAAAACUUAAGGACUUUUGAGGUGAGUGUGUUUGAAGGGUGGAUGGAGAGAGGAGCCCCAUGAAGCAGUGUGCAAAGACAAUGAACAAUCAAAGUAAAGAAAUUAUGUUGCCUACAGCUCUCUCAUGAUUCUUCAGACCUCUUGACAUAGUCCAACAGCUUGGGUUUCUUUUUUUGUUCCAGAGCGAAAGAUUCUGUGAAACAUUUUCAUGUGGAGUACACUGGGUCAUCCUACAAGUUUGGCUUUAAUGAAUUUCUAAGCCUGAAAGACUUGAUCAUGCAUUUUGCAAACCAGCCUUUAAUUGGCAGUGAGACAGGUACCUUGAUUAUCCUGAAGCACCCCUAUCCCAGGAAGGUGGAAGAGCCUUCCAUUUAUGAAUCUGUGCGAGUUCACACAGCAAUGCAGACAGGAAAAACAGAAACUGACCUUGUUCCAAAUGCACCUUCGCUGGGCACAAAAGAAGGAUACCUAACAAAACAAGGCAGAAUAGUUAAGAACUGGAAAACUAGAUGGUUUACAUUGCACAGGAAUGAACUGAAAUAUUAUAAAGACCAGACGUCCACAGAGCCAAUCAGAGCCCUAGACCUGACAGAAUGCUCUGCGGUACAGUUUGACUAUUCACAGGAUAAAGUAAAUUGUUUUUGUUUAGUAUUCCCUUUGCGGACUUAUUAUCUCUAUGCAAAGACUGGAGUAGAAGCAGAUGAAUGGAUUAAGAUACUGCAGUGGAAGCUGUCACAGAUAAGGAAGCAAGCACGCCAGAGGGAAGCCACACUCAGGUCAUAAGUAUUUCUGUCGCUUAUCUAGCAGCGUCCCAUCAAACCUGUAAUUAAGAAUGCAAGAGUCACUGUGCUUCUUUAGAACAGAAACUCAUCAACUUCAGAAUUCAGCAGUGCCCAUCCAAAUGAACAAGACAUGACAGAGCUAGUAAUCUCUGUCCUCCACAUCUGAGAAUGCUGCAUUAGAAGAACAAUAUUCCAUGUUUCGUUAUUACAGCUAACAGACAUCGAGAAGACCUCUGUUCCAUGAAUUUGUCUAAAGCCAUCUUAACUAUUGACCUUCAACACAUCUUGAUGUGAUGAUGACCAAUACCUGCUGAUGUUGUGCCUUCCGGUCCUUAUUGCCACAUUAUCAGUCUUUCCAGUUUAAAUGCAUCUGUUAAAUGCAUCUGUGUGAAAUUCAAGUUUGUGGUCAGUUCAAGAAACUUCGAUUGUUUCGUGGUUUGAGCCAUAGAACUCCUAUUUUCAACCCUGGCAUGUUCUGCAUGUUGUUGACUAUUUGUACCAUUUUUUUAGUGAAAUUUGCUAAGUUCCUGUAUCAUGUGCUACAAUCCUGGCCUUGGUUUGUCAUGGACGAACAGACAUGCUUGUUGGAAUUGCCUGCCUUGCUCCUUUCAUUUACAAGAAAAUGCCCUAAUUCAAAUGGCUUCAUCAUAGUAAAAACAUAGAACAUUGUGUUCACAAACUGGGUUUCAGAAAAAGCAUAGCUCUGCUGCUUACAACCAUAACAUCCUGUAGUGUUAUGCCUGUUCGAGCUAAAUAGGUUUUAGUUUAUGUUUUAUUCCCUAAGUAGAUUUAGUGUUUUCCCUAUUCAUUAGACUACUUUUUAGGCAGUAAAACAUGUGAUCUCAUUCUUUGAUUGGAUUUAGUUUCUGAUUGCUGGUCUCUUUUUUUCAGUAAACUCUGGGUGGACGAUGAUUAUGGGACUGUUAUGUGCACAUAAUCAAACUUGAUUUCAGCAAAUCUUUUGACAAAGUGCCUCAUGAUAUUCUGAUAAGCAAAUUAGCUAAAAAUGGGCUAGAGGGAACCACAAUCAGGUGGAUCCACUGUUGGCUACAGAAUCAGACUCAAAUAAUGCUUAUCAAUGGCACCUUCUCAAAUUGGGGAGAAGUAACAAGUGGGGCACCACAGGAUUCAUUCUUGGGUGCUUUUCAACAUUUUUAUUAAUGAUUUGCAUCAAAAAGUGCAGGGAAUGCUGAUCAAAUUUACAGAUGAUACAAAACUGGGUGGAUAAUACCCUGCAAGACAGAAGGAAAAUUCAAAGUAAUCUUGAUAGAUUGGAGUGCUGAGCUGAAAACAACAGAAUGAAUGACAAAUGCCAAGUUCUGCACCAAAAAGGAAUCAAAUGCAUAGUUACAAGACGGAGAGUACUUGUUUCAACAAUACUACAAGUGGGAAGCAUCUUGGUAUUGUUGUGAAUCAUAAGCUGAAUAUGAGUCAGUAAUAUGAUGUGGUUGCAAAAAAGGCAAAUGCUAUUUUGGGCUGCAUUAAUAGAACUAUCACUUUGAAAUCACGUGAAGUACUAGUUCCCCUUCACUCAGCCCUGGUUAGGCCUCAUCUUGAGUGGUGUGCCCAGUUCUGGACACCGCAAUUUAAGAUAGACUGGAAAAGGUUCAGAGAAGGGCAACAAAGUUGAUCAGAGGACUGUAAACUUGAGUCCUACGAGGAGAAAUUGAAAGAACUGAUCUUGCUUAGCCUGGAGAAAACUAUGGGGAGAUACACCACCACUCUUCAAGUACUUCAAAGAUUGCCACCCAAAAGAGGGCCAGGAUCAUUUCUAAAUCAUCUCAGACUGCAAAACAUGGAAUAAUAGGCUAAAGUCGCAGGAAGCCAGAUUCCAGCUGAACCUCAUGAACAACUUCCUGUUACAGAAAUAUGGGAAAGGAACCGCUUACCUAAGGAGGUUGUAGGUUUUCCUACACUUCCAAUUUUUAUGCAUGAAAUGUUUUCUGAUAUCUAGGGGAAGACCGCAAACACACUAGAGGCUUGCCUUGAGAUAUGCUGUUCAAGCUUAACUCAUUGACCUUUCAAGUCUAGUGUCAAGGCUUAGGAAGCCACAUUAAUUAGAAAAAAAUAACUGAUAUGGAUUAGAGAAUGUUUUGCAUAUGUACAUGAAUGGGUAUAAUUAAUGAGUGUUAAAAGCACUUAUCUAAUCACAUCUAUGCAGCAAGACAAGAGAGCUUGGGACCACUUCAUUGGUUAGAGUUUGCUAUUUUUUAAAUAUUUGUAAAAUAAUAAUUUUUAUAGUUUUUAUUUAAUGUUACUGUAUCAGCAGCAUUUCAAUAUAUACUGUUUUCUGGAGAUCAGGGUGUGUGUAAACUAUGGGACCACGAUAGUAUUUUCAAAUAUGUAUUUGGAACUAUUGUAUUUGUACCUUUAUUGUAAAAUUUCUAAUAAACUGAAAACAAUGGAA